CCCUGGAAGUGACCAGACUAUCACAAGCAUCACGUUCAGCCAGAUAUAGGGAGAAAGAAGCUCUAGGAUAUUUAGCACAUCAGUCUUCUUUUAAUGAUCUCAGGCAACAUUAGAGGACACAACAUUAAGCGCUGAACUUUGAUGCAGAGAUGCUUUUCUGGAGCUGUUUACUGUCACUCUUUCUCUGGCUCAGAGUGUCACAGACUGCUGCAGAAUGGAGUGCUGAAAUGCCAGAAUCAGUGGUGGGUUUGUCUGGAUCAUGUGUGGUGAUUCCCUGUACUUUCAGCUACCCCGCAGAUGGAAAAACAUACACAGAAUUUACAGGGAUUUGGUACAAAGGAUAUUAUGAAUUAACAGUAUACCAUACAGACACCUCAGAAAUCAGUGGCGCAUUUCAAGGUCGCACUAGUCUCACUGGUGAUUUGAGUCAAAAUGACUGUUCUUUAAAAAUCAGCUCUCUGAGCAGCAGUGACGCUGGAUCAUUCAUGUUCCGGAUUGAGAUUAAAGAUCUGGACAAGUACACCUAUGUCAAGAACAUAACUUCUGUAACAGUUAACGAAACAACAGAGAUCCCUAUCUCUGUAGAAGAGGAAGUGACAUCAGUGAAACCAGUGACUGCCACCUGUGCCGUGUAUCAUUCCUGUCCCUCGAACCUGCCCCGUGUCACCUGGAACCACAACGGCACACACUCGAGUCGAUCACAGCCGCAAAUUCCAGGGCAGUUGAGGCUUACAUUUUACACCCUGACCUUCACCCCAUCUAGAGAAGACCAUAAUAAAGAUCUCAGCUGCUCUGUGGCGUUUAAAGGGAAGACCGUGACAAACUACACAACACUCAAUGUUAAAUAUCCUCCAUAUGAUGUAAAAGUGGUUUCUAAACCCUCAGUGAAGGAGAAUGACUCUGUUGAACUGACCUGCUCCAGUGACAGUAACCCUCUUCCAAACAGCUACCAGUGGUUCAGCUCAAAUGGGAUUUUGUUGGCAAACGAACAUACUCACAGACUGGAGAGAGUCUCCCGACAUGCUGAGGCCAUUUCCUGUACAGUCAUUAACACAGUGGGAAAAAACAGUUCUGGUCCACAGAAAAUUAAUGUGCUGUAUCCUCCAUAUAAUGUAAACGUGGUCACUAAACCUUCAGUGAAGGAGAAUGACUCUGUUGAACUGACCUGCUCUAGUAACAGCAACCCUCCUGCGAACAGCUACCAGUGGUUCAGCUCAAAUGGAGCAACGUUAGCAAAGAGCCCCUUUUACAAACUGGAGAGAGUAUCCCGACAUACUGAGGCCAUUUCCUGUACCGCCAUUAACACAGAGGGAAAAAACAGUUCUGGUUUACAGAAACUUAAUAUACUGUAUCCUCCUGAGAUUAAAAGUGAAUCUUCUUGCCAGACUAAAACUUUGACUGUCUGUGACUGCAUUGUGGACUCCAACCCCCCCAGUGAAGUCAAGUGGUUUGGUCCAGAUUCCUUGGAAACCUUCUCCAGCACCAGCAUUAAACAAACUGAGUCUUUUACCAUAUUCACCCUCCAGGGUUGGCUGGGUUUCCCUGAGACUGUCCAGUGCUUCGCCAAUAACACUCUGGGAAAUUCUUACAUAACUUUAGAAGCUCCUCAAAAUGGCAUUAUGAUACACAUUGCUGUUGCAUCUGUUGCAGUUGUUUUAGUCUGCAUUUUAGUGUAUGUUGUGAGAAAACGCUGGCAACGAUCUCGCUCUCUCGGUCACUCUCUCAUAAGCUACACAUCAUAGUUUGACUCAAAAAAGACCACAUCACUGCAGAUUGAUGGUACUCACUUUGGUCACCCACUACUAUAAUGCCAGCGGUCAUGUCCUUGAUGAAUUCCUCUUCAGAACCUGUGUGCUUUGAUCAAAACAACGGGAAGUGUUAAAAUAUGUCUUACAGUAUUAACAGUUAUCGAACUCAAAUAAAUGUGCACUUAUAAAGUAAAUAAAUUCAUUUACAAUUUGUCCAAGCUCCACAAUGUUACAGUCAUUCCCAUUAUGCCUGCAUAGCACUUUGAUGGAAACAACCAUAAAAGAACUUGCUGAGGUACAUCCACAAGUAUUCUGUGCUUAUCUUCUGUCGAUCCAGAAUAUCAAUGACAAUACACAAACAUGUUAAAACAACACUAUAAAUAAAAAUAAAUAAAUCUUGAUAGAGAAAGCCAAAAUAUCAUUGCAAGUUUACAUUUCAAUUACCAAAACCAUAUUUAACAAUCCAGAAAAGGAUUUUAAAUGGCACAACACAGGAAAUUAGAACAAAACAGCUAAUUUUACACAUUGUGACAAUACUUAUUGCAGGGCUGUUUAUACAAGAUAUAUGUCAUCAUUGCUAUUCAGACCAUUGAUUUGAUAACUGACAGUAUAUUCACGCAGCGUUGCGAUGGGUUCUGGUGAGGCACGUCAAUAACCUGGAUAUACUUCAUUAUAACAGAAACCUUCACACAUCAGCUACAGUAGCUAUUAAAACUGAUAAAAACACUCUGGAGACUGCAUGUGCCUUAACAUUUACAAUUAAAAGAAAAUAUUGCACCAAUAAAAUGUAUAAUGUGACUUUAAUUACUUAAAUUAUCUCUGGGUCGGAGGACUAAAAUUUACAUUAAUAAAUGGAGAACAAACAAGUAUUUCAUUAAAUGAAUUGUUUACCCGAAAAUGGAAAUUUCUUGAACAUUUACUCCCCCUCAGGCCAUCCAAGAUGCAGAUGAGUUUGUGUGUUCAUCAGAGCAGAUGUGAAGAAAUUUAGCAUUACAUAAUUUGCUCACCAUUUGAUAAAAACACUGAAAUAAUCCAGAACUCAUCCACACCAGUCCAGUAAUUAAUGCCGUGCAAGGUAAAAAGCUGUAUGUUCGCAAGAUGUUUUUUGUUUUUUUGUAAGACUGUCAUUUUUGGGUGGACUAUUCCUUUAAUGUAAAUUAAUGUUAUGUGGUUUUAGUUAGCUUAGUUGUGGAGGAAAAUAAAACACAAUAUUAAACCAAAACCUCCUGGCAUGAAUUCUGCAUCAAGCUUGUUAAAGACUUGCUAUUAGGUUCAAUUAUAUGCAAUCUUCUAUGCAAUAAUUCAAUGUAAUCCAAUAUUAAGUGUUUCCUGGAU
Carassius gibelio (silver crucian carp) is the source of this 3083-nucleotide messenger RNA. Its product is annotated as myelin-associated glycoprotein. Lineage: Eukaryota; Metazoa; Chordata; Actinopteri; Cypriniformes; Cyprinidae. The transcript is spliced from 9 exons. The record is from RefSeq and is a predicted model, not a curated record. The coding region runs from base 150 to 1742 and encodes 530 amino acids.